Prorocentrum cordatum is the source of this 1056-nucleotide messenger RNA. Lineage: Eukaryota; Dinophyceae; Prorocentrales; Prorocentraceae. The record is from the annotation of a GenBank genome assembly.
AUGACGGUGGCGGUGACGCAGGUGUCCGGCGGAGAGGUGUGCGUCUACGCCCCGAGCAGCAAGGUUGGCUUUUCCAUGCACAGGGAGGUGUGGAACCAGUCCCACACCAUGCUGCUGGGCGACUGGAAGGACAAGGAGUUCAUGACCGCCAAGAAUCGGGAGAAGGCCGCGAAGAACAAGCGCAUGAUGACGGGGCUGGACGAGGACCUAAUGAUCGUCCCUUAUGCACACUUCCACGGCAUUUACGCGCAUUCGCUUUUGGAUUUCCUCCCACAGGCCUACGCGACGGUCGACUACGUCAGGGCCAAGGGCCUGAAGAUCCUCACCGGAAGCAACCUCCAGAAGCGACUCCUACUAGCCACGGGGCUCGACCGCAGCUUCAUCUCCUCAGCCAUGGCGGCGGAGGACCAGCUGCUCUGCGUGAGCAAGGGGCGAAGCAUCCACGUCAUGGAGACGAACUUUGCCGACAAAGCUGGCCACGAGUACUAUUACCACAGGCUCCUCGGCUACCGCGGGGUCGGCCAGCGCAUCGCCGCCGCCAUGGUCAGCGCAGACACGUCCGGCCGCCUCAGGAGCUCGUCGAGGCUCCCCGCCGUCGUGUUCCUGGGGCGGUGUGGCGCCUCCGCCCGGGCGAUGGACAACGAGGACAACGCAUUCAAGAUGGUGCAGAAGACGAUGGAGCAGAAGGGGCGGCCGGAGCAGCUCGUGCGCUUCUGCGGCGACGCCGGGCAGCCCGAGGUCCAAGCCGCCGCGCUCAGCCGGGCGACUGCGGUCAUCGGCCCGCACGGUGGGGCGAUGGCCAACCUCCUCUACCUCCCCCCCGGGUGCAACACCCACAUCAUCGAGUUCGUGCAGUCCACGCCCUUCAUCCCCCCAGGCGCCAACCAGGCGCCCCAGAGCCGGUACAAGUCGUUCUACUACUACGGCAUCGGGGCUCCUUUCGACUACAAGCUGGUCCUCAUGGACAAGGUGAGCAGCACCAAGGCGAACAGCACCGCGAGCCUGCAUGUGCGCCUCGGCGACCUCGCAGCGGCGCUCAACAAGAUCUGGACCUGA